UCCCGUUAUCGAUCAGUCGCGUGUUAGUCCACCGUGACAUGGAGGAUCUCCUGCUGCAGAUCGUCCGAGAAUCCAGCAAUGCAAGACUACAAAAUUUACGAAAGUCUGCGCAGGAAGCGUGCGACUUCCUGGACAAGCAGCAGGGGUUGUUACGUGAUCCACCCCACGAGCUGCGGGCAAAAUGUCUACAUACCUUUCAGCUAGCAUUAGAAACGAAGAGGAGCAAAUUCGUCGCGUUUGGUCUGUCAGGAUUACACAAAAUGUUAAGGGACGACAGAUUCCAGUCACCCUACGAGCCAGAAGACGACUCUCUUUGGCUUCCCGCACAAAUGUUGCACGCGAUGAGUUCCAUGUUGUCACAGUCAGACGAUACGCAGACGGACAUGCUAAAAGUUCUGUUACAAGUCGCCUGUUCCUCUUAUUGGACAAUGAACGGUCGUUUAAUAAUUGCCAUUCUCACUACCUGCUGCGAGGCUUUCGAAAAUGGGAAUCAAGCGGUGAGAACCGCCGCUCAAGCUGCAACCAGUCAAACCUUGCGAUCUUUUUGCCUGUUCCUAGACGAGGAGUGUCAGGAAAUGGACGAGAACGCAAAGAAGAAUAAGAAUUUAUGGGAAAGAGGUGUCUCCUGUUUCAACGAGGCUUUGCCAAUUCUUCAAUACAUCUGCAGCAAGUUGGACGAAGCUCAAAAAAAAUCUUAUUGCAGCAAUGGCAGAAACGGAAACACCGUGGUGUUUCUACUGGAAUGCUUGCAUACCUUGAUCUCUUCCCUGCCGCAGAAAAUCCAUACGAACGCACACUUCACUACCUUCCUCUGGCAGAAAUUCUGUCCUGCGUUGAUAGCUUUCCUAGGUACACCGAGAGUCGAUAAAACGUUCACGUCUAGGGAAGGAAAAGAAAACGAAAUUGGAAGAGGAUCUGGUUAUUUGGCUACUUCUUUGAGCUUUGAUAGUCAUCAAGCUAAAACUGUUUACAGCAUUGGGACUGAAUUAGUUCGAUUAGUGGGCUGUGUGGGUCCCCUUCGUCCAGUUCUAGAAUCAGUAUUUCACAGAAUGUUACUAUACCCUCCACCCCAGCAACGCUUAGAACCUUUGAAAGCGUUGAAAGAGCUUCUGCGAAGUCCAAGUCGAAUGGUCGACUUUGCUGGGCCAUUAUUAGUGGAAGAAGACAAAUCUAGUCAUAUUCAGAGCGACAUGGCUUUAAUGAGAUUAGCUAUGGAUUCAAUCGAGGAGUCAACAACUGGUGGUUUGAGUACGUUGCACGCUAGCGUGUCGUGCGUAGUUGCAAUGCUAUCCGCUCUUCAAGAAUUAUGCGAGGGGAAGGCCAUUAAUCACACCUACACGUGCACGAUCAAUAGUUUAUACGAAGACUUGGAAUCCUGUGACUACAAGGGACCUUUGACUUAUCAAAGCAUGGCACGGUUACCAAAAACUUACAGAGAGCAACUGGAGCUCAUGAAAAAGGGGAUAGGUUCUGAUUCUGACUCUUCAGGACAUGGUCCUUCAGAAGAUGGCGAUUCCACGGACACAGAAGGUCCUCAGAACGAAUCUGACGAGGUCCAAGAAGAGAAUAGCCUGGAAGACAACGACUAUGCGAUAGAGAACGAAAGAGAGAGAUUGAGACUAGAAAAAUUACCAAAGUGUCUUCACGUGGGUCGUCAAGUAGCUGACGAAUGCAACGUGGAUAUGGAGAGGCACAACGCUAGAAAAUUUGUCAGGACGUUGAGAAGUGACCUAAUUCCCAUGGUGUUGAGCCUUAGAAGCAAUAUAGAGGUUGAUGAAGCUUUGCAGAACUUUGCUUCGGAAUACUGUCAAGGAGUUUUCACAACGCAGCAAAAGAUGCAGGAACAGACAGACACCAGUACGGAUUCGUGUGCACUGAUUACGAUCAUGAAUGCAGAUGGAAUUUAUUUGGCCACUUACGCGGCGUUGUUGUUGAAUCUGAAAUUGAUUAGGAUUAAUUACUAUCAUGAAGAUAAUCGUCAGGUUCCCAUUAGCGAGGAACAAUUUGUGGAGGAAGUACAUGGAUCUGGAGUUCUGGUCUAUCUUUCAGCAACCUGGCUGUCUGAGCUUUACCAGCAAGUCCUCGCGUGUAAUUUGCUUGAGAAAUGUGGCUACAAUCCGCACUACACGGAGAACAGCGCCCUGAUAAACGUGCUAACUGAUGUGGAUGGAAUUCCUGGAAGUCAGAGAGGCGGGCAGCUUUUGUCCGAUUACAUAAGAUUGGAAAAAGCUCAACUGUCUCGAAGUGAACCAACACCGGAAGCAGAAGCGGGAGCGAAACUUUCGAGGAGAGUACUGACGUGUUGCUGGAGAAGCAUGAUGACCGUGUUGACGACAGGAUUGAAUCCUCCUAAGGAACAGAAUAACAAAGGAAUAUUGAGUAGAGACGGUGGUAGACGAGGUAUCAGAGAUACCGUCAUCUUGUCUUUAGAAGGACUUCACAAAGCUGCAAGUCUGAGUAACGUAUUAGGUCUACAAAAUCGUUGUGGUUCCAUCUUCGCUCUAUUAGUGAAAGCAGCCUGUACCGAGCAGUCCAUCUCGAAAAUUACGAGAACGAAGGAUGUUCUACGUCUGAAAUUGCAAAAUAGGGCAACCAAUAUUCACACGUCUCACGCACUGAGUAUGGACGUGCUUUUAGGAAAAGGUUUAGAGCUUGGAAGUCAUGGUAGCGAUUGUUGGCCUCACGUUUUCACGUGUUGCUUGUACGUGAGCAAACUGGAGCACGAUUUCUUUGGAAGGAAUCAGAAUCCAUCGUUGCCUAAAACCCAACAAAAGAAAGAAAAGAAAGAUAGUUCAAAUGGAGAUCCAAAGGGAAGCCAAGAUAGAUUGAAACUUAAUUUCAACAUCACCGAAGAAGAAGAAACAUGUGUGGAUGUCUACAGUUUCCUAUCCAGUCCAUAUACACAUAACUCCAAUACAGAUACAAUUCCAGAAAUAAUCCAAGAAUCGAAUGCAGACAGUCAAUUUAAUGGAAUACUUCCAGCUGACUACGCUGCGAAAAUAAUCUGUGUUCUAUCUCAACAAGUCGACAGACUAUUCGAAAACGCUGCAUUGAAAUUGAACCUUAAAGCGUUGUGUUUAUUUCUGACUGCCCUUUGCAAAGCCAGUAAGGCUCAGUUAUUCAAAACUACGGAUGGGUUCAAAGAUAAUAAGAAAUUUUGGUGGAGAAGAAGCAAACCCAGAGAAAAUGAAAUGAACGUGUUGCUUUUGGCUCGAUUGGGGGAAGUUAUGCUAAAGUGUGUGAAGAGCGGAAGACCUCUGAUUCAUAUAAUGAGGAUUUGGAGUAUCCUAGGGCCACACUUUAUGGAGGCAGCUUGUCACAAGGAUCGUGGCAUUUCGAAAAAAGCAGUACAAUGUAUUCACGAUUCAAUGGCAGCUUUACUGAACGAACAAGUGGAAUUACCUCACUUCCACUUCAACGAGGCUCUCUUCAAACCUUUCGAGAACCUAUUGUGCCUGGAACUUUGCGACAGUGACGUUCAAGAUCAAAUUGUCAGUUGCAUCUGCGAGUUCGUAGAGACCAACAGAACCGAGAUUCGAUCAGGUUGGCGUCCACUUUUCGGAGCGCUACGCGUAGCUUCCGUCGGCAACUCAGAUUCCGUGGAGUCUGCGCCACUCUUGGAAGUCUUCAGGGUUUUUCUCUCCACGGACAACACCCUCGUAUUCGCCAAUGCAGCACUAGAUUGCAUUCUAUGCCUUUUGAAACACGUGCGAGGCAUCGGUGACACGGAGAGCCACCAAGAUGACCAGGACCAAGUCGACAUCGCAGAAUCCCGUAAAAUGAGACUCUGCGUCGAGAGUCUCAAGUAUCUCCUGAGCUGCAGCGAUAUUCUUGCGUCGAUGUACGGUAUGCCGGCUUGCCCGAUCUUCCAUUCAGCCCAGAGAAUCCAGGUCUCCACCAUUCCUCAAUACGUCGAUCCAACGAUACCCAACUCCGAGCUGAUCAGGUUCGACAAGCACGUUGAGUCGAUGCAGGAGAUGAUACCUGAAAAAUCGCACGAUAUAUUAAUGGACAAUGUUCAUACAAUUACUACGUUACAAAGCAUGGACAAGCCGAGCGGGAUCUUGCGAGUCUGGUACAUUUUGAUCGAGGGCCUGGCAAGCGCUACCAUGAUCUGCCCUAAACGUUACCAACCACACACGUUGGAAACCUUGUUCCAUUUGCUGAGAGACACGUUGAACGUCCCCGGGCCAACCUUUGGUCUGUACUGCGUGAAUCAUCUGCUUUUGCCUAUGGUGCAGAAUUGGUUGAGGAGGACCUCGAAGAUCUUUAGAGGAUGGGACAAUUUCGCGCCGAAUUUUAAGCAGUGCUGCGGAUUGACUACGGAUUUGGUUGUUGAUUAUUUAACUCACUUGCAAGGACCCGAGGUUGUUAGAAACGAUGCCUAUUUACCAGCCACGACGCUGAUGUUGAAGCAGUUGUUGCUAGUGAUGGCGGAAUGCGUGGUCCAACCUACGGAAAGUAUAGCUCGUCUAGGCUGUGCCUGUAUUAGGCACGUUCUGGUAAGCAGCGGGCCGCUACUCACCCCAGAACAAUGGGAGGUCUGCGGUGUCGCCUGUUACCGCGCUUGUUCAAAUUCCCUGCAAGAGCUGCACCAGUUGACCAUGGCUUUCUCGCCGAGGUCCGAGUCCUUUUACGGUGACGUUGCACAGGUCAAGGUCGCCGCGCGACGGGAUGCGACGAUCGAAGAGUCCGAGAGGCUACGACAGCUCGCUGCUCAGGUGUUCCUCUUGGAGGAACAACGCGGCGAAGAUACUUCGAGAAGAUCCGACGACAGAUCCUACGUUUUCCUUCUGUAUCCACCCUCGGUGGGUUCCACACUCAAUCCCGAUCUUUAUAUCGUUAGAGUUCAGCUGAGAGCGUUGGUUGUCGGCCUCCUGGUCCAUCAGAUGCUUCUUCAUUGCAUCGCCAGUAUACUAUUGCAAGGUCCUGACUCGUCCUAUCCUAGCUUGUCAGUGGUCAUACCACAAUCGGCAGCAUCCACGUCGCCGAAAUCAGUGACGCCAGGCUUCCUGUCUUGUUUAGCCAGCCAUCACAUAGACAUCUUCCUCUCAGCCUUGGACCUGUCCUAUGCAACAGCCCUAAAAUUCGACUGUCGUCCCGGAUUGAAAUUCCUAGUACAGAAGGUAGCGAACCUCCCUCAACCAGCGAAUCUCUAUCGACAGGCUGGAGUGGCUUGGACGAUCAAGAUCAUCACGCUGUUCGAGCUUUGUCUCCACGAGAUAGAGAACACCCAAGCAACCCUGGAAGUCGUGAAGACGAUCCUCACCUCGAGUCCCGAGGACAAGGAGCUUCUCAAAAGUCCCACUCUGCGAAAACUCGUCAAGUACCUGCGACAGUUGCGAACGACCUUCGAGGAACUUUGCGAAAGUUACGUGGAAGUGGUUCUGGACGAGGACGGGAGGCACACGAGGGUAGACAGUUUCUCCGAGAGGAAAAUAUUUCUGUUGGUAGCGCAGCCGGACGAUUUCCCGGAGAUCACCUGCAAAGAGCCGAUCGGCGACAGAGCUCUAGCCACCCCAGCGCCGGUGAAAUUGCCAGCAGAUCCGGAAGAGGAUGCGGAAGAUCAGCUGGAUCAAGAGGAUCAAGAGGACAUUGAGAACUACAAUCCGAACUUCGACGACGAAAGUGGAUUAGAGGAACUUGGUCCGGAGUGUGAAGACGAUCCGAGGCCUUUCAGACUGUCUGACCUAGCGGUGGAGUAUUCCACUGACUCCGGUCCUCAGUCCGAGCCAGAGACUGACGACUCGAGACCAGUUUCUAGGUUGGGCUCCGUCACGGAGAAAGUUGUGUAUCCGGAUAGAUCUGGCGGCACCUCUAGCGAGGGAUACAUAGACGGGAAAUGCAGUUCGACUACACCGGCGUCGUUGCAACUGAUCAACGCUAGGGACAAUUUGUGUUACAAGUUCGGCUCGCUGAGGAGAACAGAGUCUGUGGAUUCGUUCGGCACUUCUGUUUUGGAGAUCAAAUCUACGAACACUGGUCUGACGUACGACGAGGUCGACCUGUUCAGAAAAUCGAGACUGGAGAGAAGAAGAAGCGAUGCCUGCUUGUUGACUCGGAAGAGCUCCCUGAGAUUUGUCGAACCGAUCGGGAUCGACGACUCGGAGAAAUUCAUGAGAUUCAGCUCUGGUAAUAUUCGAUGUAGAUCGGUGAUGGAACUGAGAAAGAGAGCUGGAUCCACCGUGGCUGGAUCUACCGUGUCUGGGUCGUCGAAUGACUUCGAGAUGUCCUCGCGUGUUUCUUCGAAAGUUGGGGUGAAAGAGGAGGACGAUCUGCCGAAGAUUUUUGACAACAUAGACGAGUUGCUGCGUGACUAUGAACGGAGUAAGCGAGGAUUUAGAACGAAUCCGUUCUUGAGAAAGAAUGGAGAAGAUUCUAACGCGGAGACUGAAGAAUCGCCGAGGCGGGAGUUCGUGUUUUGCAGGAAGAAUAACGUCUGCAAGGAUAGCGAGGCUCACAGGAACGCUUGGGCCGAGAUGUUGAGCACGGUUUUGGACUGGACUUUGGCUUUGUCUGACGAUCAACUGAUUCCGCUGCUUCCUGUUUUCGUCAGUGGUGUGAGAGUACUGACACGGUACGCGGUCGACCAGGUUCUCAAGCAACGAUUGUCCACGCUUUUCCAUCGAAUUGCAGUGUUGUACGGGCUGACGAGCAAUUAGGAACAGCUUCAAUACAUCUGGGAACAGAUGUAUUUUCACAAUUCGUUCUGAAGUAGACGAUGGAUGUUAAUCAUUGAAAAGAUGUCUGCUGAAACUGUCUUCGUCGUUUGCAAAGUUUCUGUGUCUUCGUGAUUGACGACUCUUCGAACAACAUAUGCAAUAUAUAUAACUGGUUUCAGUCAAUAUAUUCGUAAUAAAUAUUAAAUCUUCAAUUUUAAGACGAAGAACAUUAAUAGACUGAUGAUUAGAGUCAAUCUACGAGAUUAAGAUGAACAGCAAGGGGAAUAAUCAGCGAAUGAUUUCAAUGAACACGUUAAGCACCUGCGUUCUCAACGUUCCUUAUCUUACUGAAAUUUUAAGGACCACUCUACGUGUCAUGCUUAUUAAAUAAAUUUCAGAGAACAACUUAGAAAUUCGACGAGGGAACAAAGUAUAAAGUUCACAGUAAUCAAACAGAAAGGGAGAAAGAAAUAAUAAAGAUUUUACGACUGAUGGAUCGAAAAUCGAAAAUUUUGUUACUUCAUAAAGAAAUAGAUUUUCAGAAGAACUUCAUGUGAUAUAUUAAAAAACGAGAGGGGGAAAAAAUAAGAUGAAUUCAAGGAGAUUAUCAAGAAGAUCAAAAAUCAUUUCGUUACUUCGGCUUUAUGAAUAACUGAAUGAUUUCGAAGUUCGAAAAGGAAACCGAUAAGAGAGAUUUCACAAUCAUCGAGAAGAUCAAAGAUAGCUACUAUAAUUUGUGACUUCACGAAGAAUCGACUGAUUUCCAAUUCGAAUAAUCAGACACGCCGCGGACAUGAUAAAAAAUAUUCGAGAAAGAAGAGAAUAAUUAAUUGCAAACAAAUAUAAAGAACUGGAUGAGAUUUUUAAUUUCUAUCGUCGUAUGUAUUAAUAAUUAACAAUGUCCAAAAAGAUGAUCCGUAUCAAGGUCUAUGUUCUCCGUCGUCUUUUUCCAAAUUUUAAAAUCAAACUCGAAAUAUCCUAAUUCUCGUUUCUUCUUUACCAAAUACAAUGAACGAUUUCUUUAAAGAAAAAAAGAACUGACGUAAGAGAAAGAUAGCACGAUCAGUAUGACCAAAGAUCGUUUCGAACACGAGUUCUCAACCUCGCGAGGAAUCGAACGACUUCGAGCUGGUGAUGCACGCAACAGAACGACGUAAUUUCGAUUGUUUCCUCGAAGAAGAGGAACGACGUCCUCUUUUGAGCGUAUAGGCCUCGCCUAUCUCUAGUUUACCGCUGAGACGCGUCGACACGGAAAGACAAGGAUUUUAUUUACGAUCUACUCUGCACGCACGUCUUCUCGAUUCUCAUUUUAUGCUCUUUGCGCUUAACUGUAGUUUGCGGUCCAGUCGCAGAGAGUCGGACGUACCGUGGGGGGUUUUACUUCCACCUCGCAUCGGUCGGACACACGCGUCGCGACCAGUUCGAUACAUUUCGUCAGCUGCCAACGCAGGUUGCCUAUUGAUUCUUCACAAGUUUUUCAGAGUAUCCUAGAAAAGAAAAAGGAAAAGUGAGAAACUAGCGAAUUUUUUUUUAAAGAACUCUAGAAUUUCUUUUUAGACUAGCCACUUUGGAAAAUUAUAGUACUUCUUUCUUCAAUUCAAAAAAUUCUUUCUUGAAGAAAUGUAGAAUUUCUUUUUAGAGAGUGUUUCGAAAGAAUUCUUUUACGAAGAGUUAUGAAAUUUCUUUUCCCUUCUUUUUUCUUUUUUUUAAAGAAAACGGAGGAAAUUUCGUAAAGAAUCUCAGAGCGAUUCUUCUGCCUUAACAUUUCCGGAAGCGAACCGAGAACUUCUAGAAAUAGGGAAGCGAGUUACACGUGAUCUUCUAGAUUUCUAAAGAUUCUCAGAAUGUUUCUUACUUGGACACGUUACUUUAUCCACGAGCCGGAUAUAUCAGAGGGUAACUGUUAUUAAUAUAAAAGACGAAGGCGUAAUUACCGUGUUAAGAUUAAAAAAAUCGACGAUCUUUAAGUUUCCAAGCUAAUAACAAAUCGCCUAUAGUAAAGGAAUAAUUAAACUUUGAACGAGCAGGGAAGGAAUUUUGAUCGGUAGAAAGCUUUCUGAUUUUUGCCAAAAAGGAAAAUUUCUCGAAAUGCAUACCGAAGAUAAACCGUAGCGAAACGAGACGAAGACGAGAUGAAAAUGAUGCUAUAUUCUUUUGUAAAUAGUAAAAAACGCCACUGGUGUAUGACUACGCGAUCAAACCAGAUGGGUUAGUUAUACAGUGACUCAAAAAAUUGAUUUCGUCUGUUCAGGUUUUCACAGCUUAUCCACUGUGAUCAUUGUUUUCUCAGUAUUCAGAAUCAGACGAGUUUGCAUUUCCUUAAAGACGCAUGGAAAUUCGAAUUAUUUCAAAAACGUCUGCUUUGUGCUAUAAAUACCCAUGUAUAAAGUAAAAUAUAAUAAUUGCAACGUCAAUUUCUGAGUACGUCUCGAAAUCUCAAAAUAUUCAUGAAAAAAUCAAAUGAAAAGAAUAUGUCAUAUUCUUUUAAAAGAAUAAGUUUCAUUGAAACGAGUAUUGUAAAGUUACAUCGAGAAUUCUAGAAAUUGAUCAAAUCUCGUUCAAUAAGAAUUAAAGCAGAUUCGAUCAGUUUUUCGAGUGACUGUAUUUUUAUCGUUGAUUUGUACUGUUCUCAUAUUUAGCCAACGACUAGCAAAUGAUUCGUUAGUUUCGUUUUGUUGCUUCGAUAUAUAUUAUACAUAUAUUUUGUAUAUCGUUUGUAAGUUAGUGACGAGGGGAGGAUAAAUACCGACUGUUAUACAAGUCCAUCGACUCCACGAAUUUUCUAAUUCUGUCCUGAGAUAAUUCCAUCGGUGUUGUACAAGUAUUGUUGAGCGUUGGAUCGUUUAAACGAAGAAAAAAAAUGUGGAGGGAUUACUAAUUGAUAAUAAAACGUGCCUACGUAGACCCUGUCCCUUUUUGUUUUUUCUUUUUCAAUUUUUUCUUUUUUUUUUAAGCAACACACCAAAAGAAAAAAGAAUAAGUAAACG
Frieseomelitta varia is the source of this 9649-nucleotide messenger RNA. RefSeq names its product brefeldin A-inhibited guanine nucleotide-exchange protein 3. Lineage: Eukaryota; Metazoa; Arthropoda; Insecta; Hymenoptera; Apidae. The transcript has 22 exons. Gene Ontology annotation, biological process: regulation of ARF protein signal transduction. The record is from RefSeq and is a predicted model, not a curated record. The coding region runs from base 39 to 6662 and encodes 2207 amino acids. Gene Ontology annotation, molecular function: guanyl-nucleotide exchange factor activity.